ACGCUGUCUCUUAAAUGGUCCUUGGUUACAUUGCAAAUAUGGCCGCAUGAAAUAAUGCCAAAAAUUAUCUUUCGUUUCGAUAAUAUUUUUAUUAUAGUAUGAUAUUAGCAUAUCGCAAGAAGUUUAUAUUGAUAUCAGUGCAUUGAAACAGUGUUUGGACUUAUGUUUGCGAACAUUUCAGACGACAAAAUUGCAACAAAAUGAGUAAAGAUAGUGGAUCAACAAAAACACAAGGUCUUGAUUCCUCCGGUGUUUCAGAUGACACAGCAGGACCAAGUCCAAGAACAGGUCCAUUUGAUCAGACCUCGUCACAGAAGUUAGAGGGUGUGACACAGAUCCAUGCUGCCGCUGUAAAUGGAGACAAAGCAUGGCUGGCAAGACUCAUUGUUUCUCAGACAGGAAGUGGUAUCAUAGAUUCCGGGGACCAGUUUGGGAGGACUCCAUUAAUGUUCUGUGUCCUGGCUGACAGACUAGAGUGUGCUGAACUUCUUCUUAAAGCCGGGGCUCAAACCAAUCAGAGAGAUAAAGGUGGUCGGACAGCUCUGCACUGGGCAGCACAUAAGGGAAAUGUUCGAUUAUUAAAACUGCUUCUUUCAAAGGGAGCUAACUGCCAUGAGAAGGAUAAUGAAGGGCAAACUGCCCUGCAUUUGUGUACCAGACAUAAGUCACCGAAAUGUAUCACCCUGUUGCUACGGCAACUGUCGCCGGGUGAGAUUGAUGAUCAAGAUAGAAAUAAGAGGACAGCAUUGCAUUGGGCAGCAUCAUAUGGUAAUUUAGAACAUGUGAAAAUGCUGAUCAAACAGGAUUCAAACAUCGGCAUACCUGAUAUAGAAGGUAAAACACCACUCCACUGGGCAGCCAGCAGCAGGGAUCCGGAGGCAGUGAACUGUGUGAAACUUAUACUGGACACAACUCCCAGUGUUAUAAAUUGGCAAGAUUUUGAAGGUAGAACUGCCCUACAUCUAGCUGUAGCUGAUGGCAAUGCAAAUGUAGUGAAAGGAUUGGUGGCUGUUGAGAAUUGCAAUGUAUCGGCACUAGAUAAUAUGUUUAGAACUCCUCUACACUGGGCAGCUGUUCUAGGUCAUUCUAAAAUAGUGUCUCUUCUGCUAGACAAUAAUGCAGACUUCUCUAGUUCAGAUCAAAAUGGUGCUACCCCGCUACAUUAUGCUGCCCAAAAUAACUUUGAUGAAACAUGUGAGAUGUUUUUGGCUCGUGCCAGUGUCACUGAUGAAGCUGAUGUUGAAGGGCGUACAGCGUUUAUGUGGGCCGCGGGUAAAGGCGCUGACCAGGUUAUCUCAGUCUUUAUUAAACAUAAUGUCGAUAUACAGCAAGUGGACAAAAAUGGUGGAUCAGCUUUACAUGCUGCUGCUCUUUCUGGACAUGCACGUUCAGUGAAGUUAUUACUGGAUCACGGGGCUCAUAUAGACGCUGCCGAUUUUAUGAAGCAUACACCGUUGUUCCGAGCUUGUGAAAUGGGCCAUACUGACGUUGUACAGACUUUGAUAGAUGAUGGAGCAAGGGUUGACAUGCUUGACGAUGAUGGCAGAUCUCCGCUGCAUUGGGCUGCUCUAGGUGGACAUGCAUAUAUAUGUCAGACUUUAAUCAAAUAUGGUGUAGACCCUAAUAUUAAAGAUUCUUCAGGACGAACCCCGAUACAGUGUGCAGCAUAUGGAGGCUAUGUUAACUGUAUGUCUGUACUCAUGGAACAUAAAGCUGACCCUAAUGCUCAUGACCAUGAGGGUAUGACGGCAUUACACUGGGCAUGUAGUAAAGGUCAUCUAGAUGCCGUCAAGUUACUGAUAGAAUAUAGAACAUUUCCUAACCACAUGGAGUUUACAGAAGACAGGUACACACCAUUAGACUACGCAUUAAUGGGAGAGCACCAUGAAGUGGCUCAGUACAUGUUAGAACAGGGGGCGCUUUCAAUAACCGGUAUACAAGAUAUCGCUGCUUUAAAAAUCCAGUCAGCGUUCCGAGGGUACCGAGUGCGGAAAACAUUUAAAGAAAAUAAACGAUUGCUGAUGAAGCAUGAACAGCUAAAGAAAGAGGCAGCGAG
Ruditapes philippinarum (Manila clam) is the source of this 2056-nucleotide messenger RNA. RefSeq names its product inversin-like. The transcript has 16 exons. The annotation marks the transcript as partial. The record is from RefSeq and is a predicted model, not a curated record. Gene Ontology annotation, molecular function: protein binding. Lineage: Eukaryota; Metazoa; Mollusca; Bivalvia; Venerida; Veneridae.